This is a messenger RNA of Nicotiana tabacum (common tobacco), 2253 nucleotides long. Its product is annotated as AT-hook motif nuclear-localized protein 5. Lineage: Eukaryota; Viridiplantae; Streptophyta; Magnoliopsida; Solanales; Solanaceae. Gene Ontology annotation, molecular function: minor groove of adenine-thymine-rich DNA binding. The record is from RefSeq and is a predicted model, not a curated record.
ACUUCUGUUUGAAACCCUCUCUAAAACCCCAUUAAUAUAUUAUUAUUUCUAAGUCUAAAAAGAAAGGUGUCUGUAUCUACUGACUCUACUCCUUUACUUUAAUUCAAAAUCAAGAAAAGCUCAAAUUUUUCUAUUUCAUUGCACUUUUGUCUUUACCCUCCCUCUUCUCUUUCCUCUCUCUCACUUCGAAUCUAGGGUUUCAUUUUUCUUUUUCUUUUUCAUCUUUGUUUUGCUAAAGAGCUGUUUGUCAACUUUUUUCGCUCAAAAUUACAACGUGGGGUUGUCUUAUAGAGUUUUAGAUUUUAGUCAUAUUUCAGUCUUGAGCUUUAAUGUGUGAUUUUUUCUAGUUCUUUUGGUUCAAGAUUCAGUGUUUAGCUUUUUUUCACUAAAAACUACAACUUAAGUUGUCUUUUAGAGUUUUAGAUUUUAGACAUUUUUCAGUUUGAGCUUUAAUAUGUGAUCCUUUUUAGUUCUUUUAGUUCAAGAUUCAAUCUUUAGCAUUUCUCAACUGUUCUUUCUUUACUGGAGAGUCCAACAUUUCCCUUUAUUUUUCUUGUUUUUAGCUUUAUAGUUCAUUUCUGAAAAACCCCAUUUAAGCCCUUGUCAGUUUUUUUGCUAAUUUAUGUUAAAAGUUUCAAUCUUUUUGUAUUAUAUAGAAGCAAAAAGAAGCAGUUUUUAGUUAAGAAAAUUUUAGUGUGUAAAGUUAUAUUGUUUUUAAGAUCUUUAUUUUGGUUGAAUUUUGAGUUGCAGUGUUAGUAAUUUUGUCUAAUUUAUGUUCAAGUUUCAAUUUUUUUGAAUAUAGAAAGAAGCAAAAAAGAAUUAGUUUUUUUAGUUGUGAAAAUUUUAGUGAGUAAAUGCAUGGAUGGAAGGGAAGGGAUGGUGUUAUCUGGGGGUGGUGGUUAUUAUCUCAAUAGAGGGAUUAGUGGGUCUAAUUCAGGGUCUGCGGGACCCACAGGGGUAGUACCUGUACCACCUGGUUACAAUGUAGUUCACUCCAAUGUAGGAGGAGGUGGUAAUACUUUGAGUAGUUCUAAUACAUACCAAGUAGUUGAGAAUCCACCACCUAAUAAUUUUGCUCCUCAUGGUAUUAAUAUGAGUGUAGUAGCCUCUAGUGUUUCACCUAGUGAUCCAGUAAAAAAGAAGAGAGGUAGGCCAAGAAAAUAUGGUCCUGAUGGAGGGGCAAAAAUGUCAUUAGGACUAUCACCCUUGUCAUCUAGUCCUUCAACUGGCUCUAUUACUCCGGGGCCGAAGCGAGCCAAGGGCCGACCUCCUGGAAGUGGAUGGAAGCAACAAUUAGCUCCACUUGGUGAAUGGAUGAAUAAUUCAGCUGGAUUGGCUUUCACCCCUCAUGUUUUACACAUCAAUGUGGGAGAGGAUGUUGCGGCAAAAUUACUGGCGUUUGCGGAACAGAGGCCGAGGGCUUUAUGUGUCUUAGCAGCUAAUGGUGCAGUUUCUGCUGUAACAUUACGGCCUCCUGCAAGUUCUGGUUCUACUGUCACUUAUGAGGGUCGUUUUGAGAUACUAUGCUUGUCUGGCUCAUACUUGGUCUCUGAAAGUGGUGGUCCACGUGAUCGCACGGGUGGUAUAAGUAUCUCGGUUAGCAGCCCUGAUGGGCAUGUACUCGGGGGUGCCAUUGGUGGUAGGCUCAUUGCGGCCAGCCCUGUACAGGUGGUUGUAUGCAGCUUUGUAUAUGGUCCAAAAGUAAAGAGCAAACAAGAAACCGGUACCAAAGGCGAGAACGAGUCUGCUGAAAAGCCAUCUACACCGAUUAAUGCUACCGUGAAUCAAGAUCCAACUUCAAAUUCAGCAAUUGGUGUUUGGCCGCCGAGUUCAAGGCCUGAACUAAGAAAUUCCCAGCCUGAGAUUGACCUGACGCGCGGAUGAUUAUAAUUUGCUUCAAUGGACACAUGAGAGAGUUUGUAUAUAUGUGCUGUUGUUGUAAAUGAAACGUGCGCGCAGGAGAUCGACUCAACCAUUUAACUAGCUGCCCGUUAGUAGAUUGAUGGAUUGUGCUAACAAACUCAUGUAACAAAAGUAUCCUCUUUUAGGUUUUUGAAAAUAGCAAUGGUAGAAGUUUGUGUUGGUUGGAAGUAGAUUUGUACUAUUGCUGUCUUUAGAAGGUUAAGUGUGAUGGACCAUGUUAUUUUAGCAAAAUUGAUUAAUGCACUUUUUUCCUCAUUUUUUUUGGUUACUGAAGCAUUUGACCGGGGUACUAACCAAUUGGCAAGGCAAGAAAAACUUGAAGUUUUGGUC